GCUUUUUAUUUUUUUAUUUUUUAAUUUUACGUUAUUUUAUUUUAUUUAUAAAAAUCAAUAAGCUUCUUCCUUCCCAAUCACGAAAACUAAUCAAAUAUGAGUUUGACCCAUAAUAGGCGAGUGGUCGGUUGACCAUGGGUGAGAUACCCGACCUUCCAGAGUUCCGUAUCGCAAAGCCUCCCCAUAGUGGUGCACUAAGGCGCAUGGCCUCCACGCCUCUCACGUCAUCCUUCCUGAAUAAUAGUUCAAUGAGCACAGGAGCACCAGUGAAUUUAACUGGUUCGUCCGCACGGCACAUGGGCGCAAAAAAUGCGCUUUCUGGCUCAGGACAUGGCCUAUUCGACCCUUACCGGUCACCAUCCUCAUCUCCCCAGCAUUGUUACCAUCACGAUAAGGAUCAGAUAACAGAGAAAAGCGAGCUUUCGAGCAGAAUUGACUCUUCGCCUCUACAACCGACCUCUGUACAGAGAUCUGUCCUAUCGUCACCUCCACCUUCAGGAGCGGACAGUUUCCCUAGCGAUGAUGUGCCUGCUGAAAGUACCAGUGGAUCACUUGCUAACCAGGUCCGUACUGCUCGUAAGAUGCCUAGUACGCCUAGUUUGGGCCAGCAUAUGCGAGAAGGACAAACUAUAUCUCAUUUGGAGCAUCAACAAAAACGUCACGUCGAUAGAUUUACGAUGGGGCUUGCAAGAGGACAUUUACAUGCGACUGUUUCAAAAUGGACUGGAUCUUCACCACGGUCCGAAGGAGAGAUGUCAGAGGACGAAGAGUUGGAUGAAAGGAAUGUUGACAUUGAUAGGGCAAAUGAAGAAAUUGAUAAUUAUGCUUUGAGCCCAUGGGCCACUGGCCCAAGUGCCCUUGCUGCUGCGAAGGCAGCUCAAAAGGCAGGUAUCAUUAUAAGUGACGACACUAGUGGCGACACUAGUGAUAAAAAGUUCAGUGAUGAGGAUAUGGACAAGGUACAGUCAACAGCUGUUCAGAAUGAACCGGUGCCACCGCAAGGGUUAGCAAGUACAGGAGCGUUUGCCUCUUCAUCAACCAUGAUAGAAGAUGAUGCAGAGACUGCUGUGUCAGUAAUCGGCACUAUUUCUGACCCAACUCCUAUGCAGCCGGCAGAAAGUGAUGAUGUGGUUAACGGCGGCGUCGAUAGCGGUUCGGUGUAUACAGCGACUAAAGAAUUAAACUCAUUGAUGAUUGGGUGUGCAGCAGAGCAAAAGGACAACGGAAAGAAGCAGAAGAAAGAAGGGGAUGCUGUCGCUAAAUCGCACAGCGAUGAAGACACUGAAAUGGCUGAGGCGACAUGGGAUAUGCAAGAUUAAAAAAAAAAAAAAAAACGCCAACGGCAAAUAUGCGCAAAAAAAAAAAAAAGAUUGAAUUCAUUUGUUUGUACUUUCAAUUUAUUAUUAUUAUUAUUAUUAUUAUUGUUGUUAUUCCUACUAGUACUACUAUUACUAACUACAAAAUUAUUAUUAUUGUUAUAACUAUUAUUAUUGAUCAAUAAAAAAAUCCAGCGUAAUGAGUAUACACCA
Messenger RNA from Lobosporangium transversale, 1529 nucleotides. RefSeq lists its product as hypothetical. Bases 135 to 1319 code for a protein of 394 amino acids. The transcript has a single exon. The record is from RefSeq and is a predicted model, not a curated record. NCBI's taxonomy places the organism in Eukaryota, Fungi, Mortierellomycota, Mortierellomycetes, Mortierellales, Mortierellaceae.